AUGGUGGUCAUCGCGCGUCUUUAUUUCAUAGGCCGCGCAAACACCGCCGCCGCCACCGCCGCCGCUGCCGCCGCUGCUGGCGGUGCCGCAGAUCCCCAGCUUGUGAAAAAACUGGAAGACGAGGAGUAUGACGGAGACGAGGAGAGUGGAAAUGCAGCAGCCUUGGCGGGUUCUAGCUGCUGUGGCGCGAUGGAUAAAGGGGCAGCCGCGGAGAAGCCCGGGGAGGGCGGGGAGCGCGAGGAGCGGAGCGAGCAAUCGCGGGAGCGCUGGGGUUGGUUCGCGGCUUCGUCCGCUUGGUUCGCUGCGUUUCUCCCCCGCGGGAGGAUCGCUUCCGCCUCUCCCCUCUCCCCGUCCGCCUCCAGUAGCAACUCCCUCAAAGGCCGCGUGCGCGUGUGCUCGCCACGUGCCAGCGUGAGCCAGGCUGGCGCGCACCGGUCCGACGUGGCGUGGCAGGCUGUGCCGAACCUGGACCCGCAGCUCGGCGCGGUGUGGGAGGAUCCCGAGGCGGGGGCUGUGGGAGGGGAAGGUAUGGAGGGGACGUGGCAGGGGAGAGUGGAAGUAGUAGAAGUGGUUGAAAUAGAAGACCUAUUAGAAGGGGAAGAGGACGAGAAGGGGGAGUCGGAGGAGUGGGAGGCGGGGGAGGAAGGCGAGGAGAGGGAGGAGAGGGAGGAGGAAGAGGAGCCAUCUUUCCUUAUGUCCCCGUGCCACACGCCCGAUCUCUCCCUCCUCCGUGCAACCUCACCUCCUCCUGCUACUGCUACUGCUGAUUCACCAGCCCCGGCUGCCGCUACCACUGCCGCUGCCGCUGCCGCUGCUGCUGCUGCUGCUGCUGCUGCUGCUGCUGCUGCUGCUGCUGGUCGCAAGGGCGGCAGCAGCAUCAGCAGUGGGAGGUUCGGUUUCGGCUCCUUUUCAGCAGGAAGGUCCGCACGAAAGCAGGAAAGAGGAACGGGAGGAGCGACGGGAGGGGGCGCAGAGGAGGGUCACACGGCGUCACAGCAACAGGGUGCAGCAGCAGCAUCAGCAGCAGCAGGAGGAGGAAAUGGCGGGUGGAUGGUGGGAGCGCACGCGGCGAUUGCGGGGGUUGCUGCGGCGGCGUGGGCGACUGUGGGCCGGCUUAGCUUGCCGUCGAGCCGCGUGGCUGACGCUAGUGCGAGCCGCGGCGGGGAAAGCGCAGGAGGAGGAGGAGGAGGAGGAGGAGGAGUGGGUGGUGGUGGUGGUGGUGGUGGUGGUGGUGGUGGCUGUGAGGGCGAUGCGGCGGCCAACACGGCGAACGCAGGAAGAGACGGCAGCAUUCCUUGUGCUGGUGCAGCUGCUGCGACAGGCGAACUUCGCCAACAGGAGGUUACCAGAGCCGUGGCGAAAUGGGCGGGCGUUCGCGAAAUGAGUCUCAAGGAGGUGCUGGCGAUGACGGACAACUUCGCACAAGCUCGCAUUCUCCACGAGAGGCGCUCUGUCGCCGUCUACCGAGCCUGCUGCCCAGCCUCGGGGCAGGUCUGGGCUGUGAAGCGCGCCAAGCUCUCCCUCCUCUCCCCUUCCCCAACCUCCCCUGGAGGCUCGGGAAGCGGGCGGUCGUCUGACGGGGAUGAGGAGAGGGAAGGGGAGAGGGGCAGGGAAGGAGCAGGGGAGAAGGGAGCAGACGCUCUAGCCGCUGCAGCAGCAGCAGCAGCAGGAGGAGGAAGGGGAGGAGGAGCAGCAAUAGCAGUGGCGGCAUCGCCAGAGGCAGUGGUGUCGAUGACGGCUGAGGCGUUCGCGGAAGCCGCCAUGGCGCUGGGGCGCAUGGCGCACCCGCGCCUUGCGCGCGUGGUGGCGUUCUGCCGCGAAUGCGCGGAGCGGAUACUCGUGCUGGAGAUGGCGGAAGGAGAAGCGCUCUCCGCGGCGCUCCACUGCGCCGACCCUGCUGGUAUUCCCCCUCCGCUGCCGCUUGCAGUUGAACCGGCAGCUGCGCGUGGAGUUGCGCGGGGAGUAGCGCGCGCAGCAGUGCGCGCAGCAGCGCGCGCAGCGCCCCUAUCGCUCCCCCAGCGCCUGCAGGUAGCGGCGGACGUGGCGAGCGCGCUGCAGCACCUGCACGCGCAACUGCAGGCGCACGAGCCCCCCAGGCGCAAAGAGCGCCUGUAUUCCCGCCUGCUGCUUCUGCCCCCCCGCGCCCACGGCGCAGUGUCCGCGGAAAACGUGAUCGUGGACGGGGAGGGGCGCGCGCGGGUGAUCGGGGGUGAGCACCUGCGCGCGUUGCUGGUGCAGUCGGUGGGGGGUGGGGCAUGCGCGGUGAGGGAAGGGGAAGACUGGGGAAGGCGGGAGUUGGAAUGGGGGGGAGAGGAGGAAGAGGAGGAGAAAGCACAGGAUAAUCAUCAUCAGCAUCAUCAGAACCAGCACCAGCAGGGGCAGCAGCAGCAGCAGCAGCAGCAGCAGCAGCAGCAGCUACGACAGCAGAGAGACAGGGAGCGGGGAAGGAAAGAGCGCAAAGUUGUAUUUGACACGUCCAGUGACAGCGCAGCGUACACUGACACGUGGCAGCAGCAGCUGCAGCGCGCGUCCCUGUCCCCGUGCCUGGAGCCCCACGUGGCUGCCACGGUGGCAGGUGACGUGUUCAGCGUGGGCGUGUUGCUGCUAGAGCUCGUGACGGGUAGGCGACCCGUUGUGAGAGGGCAGAGAGACCUGCACCUCGCUGCUCUCGCUGCUGCUGGUGGUGGUGGUUCUGCUGCUACUGGGGGUGCAGGAGGAGCGAGGGAGGCUGGGGAAGCAAGGGGAGCAGGGGGGAUAGGGGGGCGGCACGCUGAGGAGGGGAGUGAGGGAGUGAGUGAGGAAGGGAGUGAGGGAGAGAGUGAGGAGGAGGAGACAGGCAGCAAGCUGUCCCUCUGGUCCCUUCCCUUGGACAAAUCACCCAUCGCCCACCCCUCCUCUCCCACACACCAACCCACACCCACGCCCAUGCCCCUUCCCCCACCAACCUUCCACUGCUCCUCCCCCACUUCUCCCCCUCACCAUCAGCGCCAUUCCCCGCUCCAUAUAGUCACAUGGGUGCGGAUGCUUCUAGAGGGAGGGGAUCCGCGUGUGAUUGUAGACCCGGCGUUGGGCCUCUGGGCUGAACCGGAGAUCAGCGGCAGUGGCCGGGUGGUGUGUAGGGAGGAGAGCGAGGUGAGUGGGUUGGUGUCCUGUGCUAGUACAAGCACCGUCACGACUGCUGUUUCUGGUGCUGCUGGCGCCGGCACAGAUUCCACCUUCACCAGAAGCACCCUGGAAGAAGGGGAGGAGGGCGAGUCCUCAGCAACCACGGUCAGCUCAUACUCAGGGGUUACUCAGAGCAGCAGACGCAGCAGCGCAGGCUCCGCUGCUGCAAGCAAGCUCUUUGCGUGGUCCUGGAAGUCUCCAGUGGUGACAGGGAAGUCUGGAAGGGAACCAGCAGCAGCAGCAGCAGCCAGAACGGGAGCAGCAGCAGGAGCAGCAGAGGGAGGAGUGAAGGAGGGGGCAGCAGCGGGAGCAGCGAAGCAGGGGGCAGCAGCGGGAUUGGUGAGUGCGGCGGUGGAAGCAGCGUGUGUGGCAGCGGUGAGUGGAGUGGUGGAGCUGGCACUGCGCUGUGUGCUGCCUGCUCCCCCCGCACGCCCCUCCAUGGCGCAGGUGGCCACGGCUGUGGAGAUGCUCCGGCUGGAUCUGCAGGGAGAGCUCGUUGCUCUGGGUGCUGCUGGUGCUUCUGCUUCUGCUUGUGCUGCUGGUAAUGGUGGUGCGGAAGGGGGCAAGGCUGGCACGGAGGAAGCAGCAGUUGACCCGUCCAUGGCCCAGGUGGCCACAGCAUUGGGGAUGUUGCGGCUGGACUUACACGGAGAGCUUGUUGCUGCUGGUGCUCUUGCUGGUGCUGGUGCUGCUGCUGCUGGUGCCGCAGCUGGUGGUGCAGCUGCAGCGGAAGGGGAUGUGCGUGGUGAUGAGGUCACUUUUGAGCUCUCUUUCAAGCAGCGCAGCCCUGGGGUUGAUUCCCCGCUGCCUGUUGCCGGUUCUGCCAUGCCAAAGCUACACCUGGAUUCAGAGGACGAGGAAGAAGAGGAGGAGGAAAGCGAGGAGGAGGGGGACGGGGAUGGUGAGGGGGGUGAGAAUGGGUCGGUUCGGAGUGAUUCGUACGAGUGUGAGAACAGCCAGAGUCAGAGCCAGAGCCAGAGCUUGAGUGCAGCAACAGCAUCAGUAACGCUGGCUGUUGUGAGCGAGAGCAUGAGCGGGGAGUACGGUAGUGGGGCUGCUUAUGGCGAGGAUGAGGCCACGAGUGGGAAGAGGAGGGGCUGGUUUAGUGCUCGGGCGGACUGGGAGGGGGAAGUGACGUCUGGGGAGAUAGAGGAGGAGGAUGAUGGGGAGGAGGUGAGGAGGAGGUGA
Molecule: messenger RNA, 4353 nt
Organism: Closterium sp. Naga37s-1
Lineage: Eukaryota; Viridiplantae; Streptophyta; Zygnematophyceae; Desmidiales; Closteriaceae
Source: the annotation of a GenBank genome assembly